CACAAUUUCCAUCAUGGAGAAUGGCUCCGCUCUUAGAUCGGCGACUGGUCGGCCGGGUUGGAAAUGUGUUCUUACUUUUUAAUGAGGAUAUACCUGGGCCAGAUGAAACGAAAGAAACACACUGUGAAUAUGAGGGACAACAGCCUCACGAAAGUGUGCUCAAAAUGUAAGUAGUGAUAGCAUUUUCCACUGGACCCCAUGAUAGUGUUUCCCUGAACUAGGUUUCAGUGCUGAAGUGUUUUUGAUUGGAGAAGUUUAUUGAGAAGAAAAAAUAUCAAAAUGAUGUGCGACGUGAUGCCGACGAUCUCGGAGGACGGCUCCAACGAUCGCGAGUCGCAAGGUUCAGGAGAUGAAUCCAACUUUGAGCAAUUAAUGGUAAACAUGCUCGACGAACGGGACAAAUUGAUGGAGACCCUUCGCGAGACGCAAGAAACCUUGGGGGCGACGCAGGCUAAGCUCCAAGAAGUCGAAAAAGACCGGAACAAUCUGCAGAAACAGAUGUCAGCUACGACCCCUCAGGAAUUAGCAACAGUAACAAAGGAGCUGAAUCAGAUAAGGGACCAGUUGUUAGAACGUGAAGAAGAAAUUGCAGAACUGAAAGCAGAACGGAACAACACAAGGCUACUGCUAGAACACCUUGAGUGCUUAGUCUCACGGCACGAGCGAUCCUUGAGAAUGACUGUGGUCAAAAGGCAAGCAUCAUCACCAGCAGGAGUGUCCAGUGAAGUGGAGGUCCUGAAGGCUUUAAAGUCUCUCUUCGAGCAUCACAAAGCCUUGGAUGAAAAGGUGCGGGAGAGGUUACGAGUAGCAUUGGAAAGAGUGGCACAGCUAGAGGAGGAGCUAGCAGCUGCUAAUCAAGAGUUGUUCACACUUCGAGAACAGCAGAGUAAAUCUCGUCAUUCAAGUGGCAGUGUAGAUGAAACUCGUACAGGAAAAUCAGGGUCUAUAGAUGGCAUGCAGCCUGAUGGAGAGCAGCAAAAUGCUGCACAGUCUCAUCCAAAGCGGUUAUCAAAUGGCUCCAUUGAUCCAGACUCUGAUAUCACCAGAGUACUUGAGCUUCAAGACACUGUGGAGAAACAGAACACAGAACUGACAUCAUCACGAACGCGUGUUCUGGAACUGACCAACAGGUGCACAGAACUUGAAGAGAGCCUGAGUACUACUCAAAAAGACCUUAGCAAAGCUCAGGAACAGCUGGUCAAGUUGCAGAGGGAUCUGCGAGAGUCACAAGCUCAGAAGGAGGACCAGGAAGAACGUAUUGCCACCUUGGAGAAACGGUACCUCAAUGCACAGCGAGAGUCUACCUCAGUCCACGACCUCAAUGACAAGCUUGAGAAUGAGGCUGCAAUGAAGGAUGCUCAGAUCAAAGCGAUGGAGGAGAAGAUACGAUCACUUUCAGACCGAUUGGACUUGUCAGAACAGCGCUUACAGCAGUCUCUGAAAAAAGCAGAAGCUCUGCCCACCAUGGAGGCUCAGUUACAGCAACGCAUCGAGGCUCUGACCCAGGCUGAGGAGAGGCACGGGUCAACAGAGGAACGGUUGUCAACAUUGGAACAAAACCUUCAAGACAAGGAAUCGGAGCUACAGAGGGCACGGCAGAGAGAAAAAAUGAAUGAGGAACACAAUGCUCGGUUAUCAGCCACUGUUGAUCGGUUAUUAUCAGAAUCAAAUGAGCGGUUACAAUUACACCUGAAGGAACGUAUGGCUGCAUUAGAAGAAAAGAACCAGUUAACCCAGGAACUGGAGCGUGUUCGCAAAGCACUUGAUGAGACACAACAAGAGAAAGAAAGAAUAAAUGAUGACCUAUUGCAAUACAGACGAGAGGUGGAAACGCUACGUAUGCAGAUAGAGCAGCUAAUGAGGGCUGGCUACGUCUUUGAGGAUAAUGUCUCGAGGCGACAUCAGAGAGGGCGUGAACAGGCCAUGGUGGAAGAUCCAACCAAGGUCAACACACUGAAUGAGCAAGAAUGGGAGAAACUGCAGCAAGCACAUGUACUAGCCAACGUGCAGCAAGCAUUUGAUGCCAGCGAUACGGAAGGAACAGAUGAUAACGAAUCACUGUUUGGUGCGGUGGAUCUCUUGUCACCAACUGGUCACACAGAUGCCCAGACCCUGGCACUUAUGCUGCAGGAACAGUUAGAUGCCAUCAAUAACGAGAUCAGACUCAUUCAGGAAGAGAAGGAAAGUACGGAGCAACGUGCAGACGAGCUAGAGAGCAGGGUAGGGUCUGGUAGUCUUGAUGCCAUUGCCUCUCGCUGGCGUGGGGGGUAUGAGCGAUCCUCCCCCCCUCUCAGUGGGCGCUCCACCCCCACCCCUAGAUCCUCCCAGUCUCGAGACAUCUUGCAGAAAUACAACACUGCGCCUGCUGGCAUGUCAGCAUCGCAGCUGUAUACUUACUCCUCCUCCAGUCCGCAGCUGGCGACCUCCACUGACCCUGCAGCCUCACAGCAGCUGGAGCUCUCAAAUAUUUCUUCAUCUGAUCCAGAUCAGCAGUACAGUCGUGAUGACAGCACAAUUGGAUCCAAAGAAGAGUCUCGGCAAAUCAAAUGUGAAUCCUCACCGCCAACACCUCGCUCCCUUCGCCUUGAGAGAGUUGCAGCUGCUUUGGCCAAAAGUCAGAGUGAUACUGCAAGUCGGCUGCAUGAGAUAACACGUGGUUCCAGUAGCCCACUCAGCAGUCUCCACAGCAGUCAGGACUCACUACAUAAACACUCAAAGAAAAAGGGUUUAAAGAGUUCACUAGGCCGCCUUUUCUCAACCAAAAAGGAGAAGCAGAAGUCCAAGGAUGCAUAUGCCAGGGAGAUGGCAGCAGCUGCCUAUGGAGACGGAGGUGAUGCCAGUGCUUCUGACCUUGCCAUUGGUCUAGGGCAGUCCGAGUUUGACCGAAGAAUGAAGAAGAAACAUGAGCUCUUAGAAGAAGCUAUGAAAGCAGCGACCCCAUUUGCUUUGUGGAAUGGACCCACCGUUGUGGCCUGGCUAGAGUUGUGGGUUGGUAUGCCAGCAUGGUACGUAGCAGCCUGCCGUGCCAAUGUCAAGAGUGGUGCCAUCAUGUCAGCUCUGUCUGACACAGAGAUCCAGCGAGAAAUUGGUAUAUCCAACCCACUUCACCGGCUCAAACUUCGGUUAGCCAUUCAGGAAAUGGUCUCACUUACUAGCCCAUCUGCACCAAAAACAUCUCGUACAACUUUGGCAUUUGGAGACAUGAACCAUGAGUGGAUUGGAAAGGAAUGGCUUCCUAGUUUAGGUUUGCCACAGUACCGGUCACACUUCAUGGAAUGUCUGGUAGAUGCUCGAAUGCUUGACCAUUUGACAAAGAAAGACCUUCGCGGACAACUGAAGAUGGUCGAUAGUUUCCACAGGACAAGCUUGCAGUAUGGUAUCAACUGUUUGAAGAAGAUCAAUUAUGAUCGAAAAGAGUUGGAACGAAGACGAGAAGAAAGCGCAAACGAAGUUAAAGAUGUGUUGGUCUGGUCAAACGAGAGGGUGAUCAAAUGGGUGCAGGCCAUCAACUUAAGGGAGUACGCCAACAACUUGAUCGAAUCUGGUGUUCAUGGGGCACUCAUAGCACUUGAUGAGAGUUUUGACCACAACAGCCUAGCAUUAGCCCUACAAAUACCUACGCAAAACACACAGGCAAGAAUGGUUUUGGAACGAGAGUUUAAUAAUCUUCUGGCAAGAGGAACAGAUCGCCGUUUGGAUGAGGGUGAGGGAGGUAAGCUCCGACGUGCCCCAUCUUGGAGGAAAAAGUUCCGGACAAAAGAUCCAACCGGCAAGACUGUAGAGGAAGCUGAUCCAGGUGUUCCCAUAGGGGCCACCCCUGACCCUUUCUCGCAGCCCUCACCUCAGCAUGCUCGUCGAGCCACAGCCACAGCCACGGCAACCAGCACUGCUACUCCUCCUGCUGCUGGUGCUGCUGCCAACAACACUGCAACCGGUGUCGAGCCCUUGCCGACUAGUGGGCUUCCAGUUUCAGCACCUACACUAUCAGCAGCUUCCACCACUGCAAGAAAGAUCAGCGACAAUGCCAAACCAUAUUGAGGGAACACUUUAGUCAUGGAGCAUCAUGGAACGCUGUAGUAGCAGCAGGAGAUUAUUUUUUUUCUUCGGAAAAAAACAGAUGGGAGAAGAUGUUGCAUUUUUUCCCCUGACAUCAGGGCAGGAUCUGAGCAACAUUGCACUGUUGCUAAAUCAUCUGUGAGAGCUUGGGGAUAAGAUCGCAGCAGCUCUCCAGUUCUUCCUCGGUCCUUAGGGCAGCAUACGACCAAAGCUCCCUCAAACCAGAAAGUCCAUUUUCUGUUUUAUUUCCAGAGAGCAUUUGCACAAUUAUGUUUGUUCUCUGUUAUUUAGCUACUAGUCGAAGUUCAGGUGAGAGAAUACACAGCUCCCAGCAUUGGGAGCUUUAAUUUCAGUUUUGAAAAAUGGUCACAAUAUAGAAGCAACAUAUCCUUUGGAAAGCGUUAAUGCUUGUAAUGCAAGUUAUCCAUUGAAGCGUCUGGGCCUGGCAGCUGCAGAUGGCAUAUUGUGAAUGAACUGGCUCGAGACGUGUUGAAGAGUGUUGUGAUGGCAGUGAAAAUGGCAUUCCAGCACUGCAGAUGAGUGAAAAAGAUUGAUGAGGCCACAGCAUUGUUGUCGAAAACUUUUCUUCGUGGGCACAACUUUGUUAUACAGAGAAGAUGGCGCAUGUUGUUCACAAUGAACAUAUGAAGGGCUUGUAGGUGGCACAGAAAAAAGGGAUGGCAUUUCUUUACUGUGGUGGAUGUCAUACAUCUUAUCUCCAUGCACGAAAGGAGGAGUGAAACAAAAAUGUAAUCAGAACCUGUGUAGUCUUGUAUGCCAUCAGAGAAUUGUGGUGACUGCAUGCUAGAUCUGAUUUUACUGCAUUGACGUAUGGCAUGGUGCAAUACUCGUGCUGCAAGCAUCAAUUGAGAGUCACCGCCUUGGGCUGACACCUAUGGUAAUGCCAAGGGACGUAGGUGUCCGGAAUUCAUAGCUGGUUUGUGCAAUAUCUCACCAUGCAAAUCUCUUGUGUCAGUCUCUCAUGACUAUCACUAUUAGAGAUCCACCUGCCAACUUUUGUCAGCGGUGGCUUCAACAUCUGUCAUUCAUGGCUGAAUCUGUUAAGAGAGAGCUGCGAUGAGAGUUCUUCAACGUUAGGUGAUCAUUGUUGAGUGGUAUGUUAAAAAGAGCACUUGUGAAUGUACAAGUGGCAAAAGACAUUGGAAGGGGGGAGGGGUCCUUUAAUUUUAUUUUUGCAGGCAAUGGCGUUCCUUUCUUUAUUCAUAUGUAUUCAGAAAUUUUUAAGGAUCUGUCCUGCAGUUGCUGGUUGUUUUUACCUGGACUAGAAAGUCUGUGAAAUGAGGCAUGUGGUUCAUGCACUUUUUUCUUGUUUGUGAAUGGGUUACACUUGCAGUCUCUAUGUCCUUCACAUUCUCUGCCCCUCUUCCCCCUGUUCCCUCCCCCGAAUGAGAGAGGAGAGGUGGACAUUCUCCAUAUAAUCUAAAAAGAUUAGAUAUGGUAAGUAACCCCUUUUUAAUUUUAACCUCCUAAGGACAAAAACAACAUAAAGUGUUGUAAUGUCAGGGACUAGCAUUUUAAUUGCAAAGUUCAAAUUAUUAAUCUUGGGAAUCCCUAACAAUUGGAACAUUUCAUUCAGAUCCAAGAACUGAAGAUAGGGUCAGUAGCACGUCAUGGCAGGCAUUCCUGUUUAGCUCAUAUUUUUGCCAGUUGUGUGUGGAUUACUUUCACAUCAAACAACUGUUAGGUGAUCAUGACUGCCUACUGUGAACAUAAGCAACUAUUUUUUACAUUUUAAAGGACAUUCUUAGAUAAUUUAGUUCAUUAAAGUGACAAAGUUUUCUUGAUUUUUUUUUUUUAAUGUUGAAUCAAGUUUAUUUUUAAAAAAAUAAACAGAUGCUUUUUGGUUUGUGUGCUUGGUUCUGUGAGAUUCAUAACUGAAAAGAUUUUGUUUCCUUUUAAGGCAAAGACAAAAAAGGAUUAUCAUCCAUGUUCAUUUUUCAUAUUUAAUAGUAAUGAUUUGUGAGAAUAACAUGUAAAUGACAUUUUAAUUAGCUUUUAAUUGAAUGUUUUAAAGUUUAUGUUUUUAAGAUCACUUACAUUUUCUUCUGUUGCUUGUUGUUAGGUCCUUGAGAUUAAUUCAACCCAAAGAAAGAGGGGUUUAUUGUUUUUUGUUGUUUGUUUGGUUUGUAUUUAGUGGAUUAGUUUUGUUUUAAUAUUAACAUAUUCUGAUGUACAGUGGUUUAAAAGGCCCAUUACCACAAGCAGUGUUCUAGCAUUCAACUAUGUAGUGUUGUACACAGAUUCUUAGCUUCUCUUCCACAAGGUGUAAUUAAGAUUGGUGAAGUUAUAGGCAAAUAGUGAAGGUGGCAAAUUGUAUAAGGAUUGUGUAUUUCUUAAAGGAUAAAAUCACACAAAUUAUGCAGGUGUCAAAAAUGUUUUGUAUGAUAAGGCAGUCCAGUAUGAAAGUUGUAAGCAAAAUAUUUGAAAAGAUUACUGUACACUCCAGAUUACUGAUGGAUACUCAUUGCUUGUGUUGUUCUAGUCUCUAGAGCUAAAGAAGUCAUUUAUCAUGGACCUUACAAACACAUGAAAGUUAGCAUUUGAAAGUAAAAAUGGGGGAAUUCCAAAUUUAGUGAAAUGAAAUUCCUUCAUUCAAAGUUUAAUAAUAAGGAUGAUGAUUAAAAUCUUUAUUUGUACAAAAAGCUGUGUUCCUCAUGAUGCAUAGAUAAAGCAUAAAUUGAUGAGAGCAGAUUUAUAAAAUGUGCUUACACUGCAAUUAAAACUGAAACAUCAACCCAUCCCCAGCAAUAAGAUCAAAAUCUUAGCUGUUCUGCUGGUACCUUUUUUUAAAGUGGUACUUUCAGGGGGCAAGGGGAUUUUGGGGAUAAGAGGACUUACCUAAUCACACAGAUGCUUUGAGUUCAUUGCUGCUUGUAAAAUUUUGAUAUGGACUGUCAGAAGCUUUGUUUGAAGUAGUAAUGCUUACUUUUCAUUCUGGAUUUUACUAAUAGUCAUGCAUGACAAUGAAAGAAGAUAAUAAAGGAAAGAUUGAUUUAAGCAUGACAGAAGGAAGCAGAGAAGAAAUGUUCUUGUUUUACAACAAAAUGUUAACGCUUAAGGUAAUAUGUGACAGAAAAAAGAUAAGAGGAAAAAAUGGUUUUGUUUACUUUGAAAUACGUUUAUUCUGGAGUUACAGAUUUUAACAUGGAGAUAGUUUGACAGCCACAAGUGCCAAUUUGUUUUCAAGUGACUGGUUUUAGUUUAUUGGAACAUUUUAGUCACCAAGUCUGGGCAAAUGUUUGGAACACAAAUCUUUAAACACACUUCUUUCCAGGAUUUUAGAUAGAUAUCACAAAACUUGGGUCACAGUCAUUUCAGUGGACGAAGUCAAAGCUCAUGCUGUGGCCUUCAUUAACAUCAGGAGUUGAAUUUUAAUUCCACUUACAGGUGCUUUUCCCCAAAUGAAAAUAAUUUUAGUAGCAUUGUAAACUAAGAAUAGCAGCACAUUUAAACUUAAUUUCAUGUUGGACGUAAAUUAGCUUAUAAAGCUGUGUAAAACUUGUGAUGAUUCUUACAAAUUAUACAGGUAAGGGAGUAUUUGUUUCUUCUAAACAGUGUACUGGUUUUUUCCAAUUUAUAAAGGAGAUGAGCAGGGUUUUCAAGUACCCAAAAUGAAACACUUGUCAUUUUGAUUUGACGAAAAAAUCCUGCAUCAAAUUUUGUGUGUGUCUGUGUUUAUGAAUACAAGUAUCUUGAGGGUGUCAGGGAAAAAAUCUACCACAAUAAGAAAAUGAAUCAAUUGUCUAUCUUUUGAAGCCCCUUAAAAAAAGAAAGAGGUGUAACAGGUUGUUAUUAGUACUUUGUUUUUAACAUCACCCCAUGCAUUCUUAAAAUGAUGCAGAUUAGGUUGUCACUGUACUAGUGCUGUGCAUGUUUGUUUCCCCAUAGGAGGAGAAUUCCAUGAAAGGAACAACUAAAAUACAGAAGUUUAAAAAGCUUACUGUCCAUUCACAACAGCAUAAACAACAAAAGAUCUUUAAGACUUUACAUUUUAAUGCUGGUUUAUUAUUAUUUAUUAAUUCAUCAGUGAGUUCUUUACACAUUUUUGUUUGAUUUUACAGAAAAGAUAUUGUAAGUGAACAGUAACAUAAUACAUGAUUACAUAUUAAGAAGCAGGAAAUCUAUAUCAUGAGUAAUGCAGAAAAUGUUCAAUUUAUUAUCACAGGUUUUUUAGGGGUUUUUUUAAAAUUAAAACUGCUGAUACUUCUAGAAUGCCUUUUAGUCACAUUAUGGCUGAACAAAUGUACAAUUUUUAAAAUCAGUUUUCUUUGAAAUGUAACUGUGUUUUUAAAAUUAAUUUGUUUCAAAAGUUUAGGGACAUGAAGUUGUACAUUCUCAGAUCUAUAUAUAUAUAUCAGACAGCCCAUCUGUAUACACAGUGUGAUUUUUUUUAAUUCAAAAUUUUUGCCUCUCACUCUGUCUGCUAAAUAAAGCUCUGUUGAAUGGAGGCUGUUUUAAACUAUUUUUAUGUCAGAUUUUUUUUGAUCUGUAAUAGAUAUUUCAGACUGGUAUCAGAACAGACAGAGAAAUUUGUUUCAGCAGUGCUCUAGAAAAUUCAUUUCAAAGGUUUUUUUCUUUAAAGGGGGAAAAAGUCCAGGUCCAGCAAUUAAAUAUUUAAUUGCUCAUAAAUAUCUGUUACAUGAACCAAGGAAGAAAAGGGUUUUUCAUGACUCUGAAGUGGUUAAGCAUACUCAUUCGCUAAAGAUUAAAAGUCAUAUGUGACAGAAGAUGUGAUCAUUUAGAGAUAAACUGUGAAAGUGUGAGCAACCUUAGUUGUUGUUUUUAAGUUACGUCAGGGAUUACCUUUUUUUUUUUUUUUCAACCACCCUUCCCUCACCCUACCCACCUGACCCACCUAUUUGCUUACAUCACUUAGUAAUUUAAGUAUUAACACAUUGUAGCCAUGGUGAUAGCUAAAGUAGUAGCACAGUCAUAAAUGCUAGCAAUGUGAUAUAUAUAUAUAGUUACUCUUGUGUUGAUGUAUCUCUGCAGUCAGGAAAUUUUUUAACACCCAGUGACAGUAUCAUCUUUUACACACACACACAAAGUCUGAAAGGAAAUAGGACAUCAAACAAGGUUUUGCUGUCUUUCUUGAAAUUUGUGACUGAAAACUACAAUUUCUGCAACUAAUUACUUUGAUCCAUCUCUCAAUGUACUUAAGAAAGUCCAUGUGCUAUAAUAAUAUAGAGUCUUUGUAUGUGAGAGAGAGUGUGUGUGCUAUAAUUAUGUAGUCUUUUUUGUGUGUGUGUGUGUGCACAACAUGUGCAUGAGCUUACAUGCAAAUGCAUCUACAUCAUCAACAGGAGUGAGUCUGGAAACAUAGAUACAGCAUAGUGUGUUUAUGACUGUUUAUAUCACAACUUGUAUUUAUGUCCUAACUGUAAAUGUUUGUAUGAUUUUGAAUAUAAACACAUUCAUUUCAGUUUUUUAACAUGCAAAUAUUAUGGAAAGAAUACUCUGUCUUUGUUUUUGUAAUUUUUGGAGGGAGGGGUGCUUUGUCACAAUGCCUGUAGCAGUCAGUUUCAAAGAUCAGGGAAUAUGUUAAUCAAGUCCAUGUCGAAGCCUAAAACCCUGCUGCAGGCAAGUGUUAGCACUCCAGGGAAGUCCAUCAAUAUUCCGUUAUGACAGAGUCAAGGUAUUGUUGGAGAAACUAUUACCCAGUUUCUUCAGCCUCUUGAAUUUGGUUCUGUGCCUUUGUAGGUGCAACUGAAUUUAAGUCACAUGAAUAUGUUGUGAAACAUGUGAGUGCAUAAUGUGAACCCGCAUGAAUGUAAACAGAUGCUUGCCUUGUCUCAGUGCUCUCCCAUUUUUCCAUGUGCUGGAGUGCACAACAGUCCUUAUUUAUUCAUUAAAUAAGAUCAUGCUGCCAGUUCGUCCAUCUGACCAAACUGAGGCAGGAAGUAGAGCACACAGAAAAAAAACUACCAAAAGAAAAACAGGUAUUUUGUCAAGUUGUGCAGGUAUAGAUUUUAAGUACUUGCUAUAGUAAAAAAAAAAAUUGAUCUUUUCUUUUCUUUCCUUCUAUCUCUUGAGGGUGGAAAAGCAAACAAGAUCAUUCUGUUGAAACUUGUAUAAGCAUGCAGAGCAUCUGUUGCUUGUGCAGCACUCUGAUACAUCUUCCUGCAGAAAUCUCUCUGCUCAUCAGCAAGAACAGUCUAUUCAAAGCCUGACGCCACCUGAGAAAAAUCUGUUCAUUUACUUGUUCACUAUUCUUAAUGCCGACAGUGUUGGUUCAUUCUUGUUGGAUGUCUUGUACUUUGUUCCAUAGCAACAAAAACCCCAUUUUGAGAGAUAAUCUGUGACUUCAGUGCUUUGUAAUUUGAGUGGUGAAUCAUGCAGGACACCAUUUUACUUACAGAUGAAAACCAAAAGAAAUGUGGCCAAACUCUUUAAACAUGACCACUUAUGCACUUGAUGCUUUCUUCAGUAUUGGCGUGCUUGUUCUCUUCGUAGAUUGAUAUUUGCCAUGUCUCGAAGGCGCAUUAUGACUGCAUUAAGCUCCUUGUAUACUUUUAAAAAGUUAAACCCAAGAGGCUUACUAUCAGUUGCAUGGGAAUCUAGAUUGUAAUAUGCAUUAGAAAAUGCUUGCAUCUCAUAGUGUAAUUCUCAAACAGUGGCUUGCUUAUUAGUAACAAACAAAACAAAAUAUAUAUAGGUUUAGUAUAUAGGCUGUUAUAAUUUGCAAUAAACAUUGAUAUGUUUGAGCCCAAAAACUGCAUGCACUAUGUGGCCUACAAAAAAAAAAGAUUUAAAUUAUUUUUAUUCUUUUAUGUUUUUGAUUUGAUAUGUUAGGGGUCUUUCUGUUCCCUUUUAUGGCAACUGCUGAUGCCUGUUCCACAACUGAUUUGAUUUUUUUUUUUAAUUAUUUUAUUUUAGUUUUUUUUUUUUUUUUUGUAUUUUUAAGUGUCAUACAUCACUACCCAGAAAAAAAAGUGAGCACAAGAUAAAUUACGAAAGUCAUUCUAACCAUACAUUUUGUGACCACAUUUUAAAGCAGAAAGAUCAGCUGGUGACGUUUGUUGUGAAGUCACUUAUUUUUUAUGAUUUGACACUGUUAAAUUCACUGCAAGAAUUAUGUAUAUGCUAAUCUGUAAUGGUCUUAGGGCAGCAUGAAGCUGUUUGUUGAGAUAAGUAGUUGAUGUUCCAGACAGCCAAAGGUUUUGUGCAUACAUGUUGAAGUUAACUGUGCAGUAGUUAGUCGAGACAGCAUGCAGGUAUCUGUAUGUGCAUGUGUGUGCACACAUAUGCACUAGUAAAUUUGAAACAAAAACUUCUAGUUGACUUAAAUACAAAGAUCUUAUUUCAAACAAGAUUUUUUAUGGAUUUUUUUAUCCAUGUUAGUUAUAGAUAUAUCAACCCUGGCUGAUUUUGUGGCUAGCUGGAAACUAUUAUUGUUCAGGGGCUGGGGAGACUAUUUAAAGACUAGGGUGGGUAGUACGUUGGACACAAGCUUUUAAAGUAAGGAAGGUCUGAUGUAUUUACUUCCGUGGUUGUGUUUCUGCAGUGUUCGGGGUGUAACUGAUCCAGUGCAGCAUGUGAUUUCUGAAACCUUAGGUUAAUGAGUGAAUGAAGAGUGCUUGGAAUUCAGGGACUAAUUAUAUGUUGACUGUGUUAACUUUGCAAGCACUCGCCUUCCUUUGUCAGGGGAUGGUAGAAGUCUUCAGUAAACUGGAAUGUCUGCUGGCUGGCCAUCAGCAGAUUUUUGCAGUGUGUCAGCUCACAGCUUCCAGGCAUCGGUGAUUGUCACUUACUUUGUUGCCAGAACCUCAAAAAAAAUUUAAAAAACUAAUGUUAUCUCGCCUUUGACAAUAAGUGUUAUGUAAAUAGACUGACCUAGUCCUCACCCUUGGUGUAACCCUGCCAUAGUUAUUCUCCACUGCAAAAAAGGAAAUGUUGACUGUAGAUGUAGUGCAUUUUUAUUAUAAUAUUGGUGCAUUCUCUUGGUCUGUAUUUGUGCCGAAGUAUGAUCUGGUGUCACAAAAACUGACAGAUUUAUGUUUCUGCUUGCCUGAUUCAAGUGCAAAGGUGUAUGUGUAGGUUUGUGCGCAUGUUGUAUGUUUUUGUAUAUGCACAGAACCAAACUAGAGCUUUUAUGUGAUGUGAGGUCUUGUGAAUUAAAAAAUUAUUCAACCAUAGAAAUGGAGCUAGGGUUCAGCUCAUAUUCACAUGUGCAAAGCCUGGCUUUCUGGCCUCAUCUGUGCAAGGGGGAUGUAACGCUUAAAAUGUUGUUGCUUUCCUUAGCAGGUGUUUAGAUUUUCAACUUGAAAAUGUUUGUGUACUUUUAUGUUGACUUUGAGUUGCCCACACACUCCACACUUACAGGCUUCCUGCACUAAUCUACUUCAUGCUUAUUAAGCUGCUGCUCUUAAUAUUGGAGAUGCGGAGAUUUGUGCUGACAGCUCUUAAUACAAAACUACACAUUUCAAAAUAGUUUAUUAUAAUAGUAAGUAGUGAAGAGUUGACAGUAUGUGUGAAAAAGUAAUUUCCAUAUUUUUAUCAUGUAAAGCAUAUUAUUUCAUUAUCACCAUCUCUACAGUUAACCACAGCAUCUUUUUUGUGUUUGAAAUGGGACCAAACCAUCUUUCAUUUACUUUUGCCCCGUAUAUGCAAAAACUAAUAAAAAGCAUCUGCCAAAAUCUCUUAAAAGUUUAAAUUGAAAGUUGUAAUUUUUUUUUUUUUGACAGCAUAAAGUUCAGGCUGUUCCAUGAUUUUCUGUUACAAUAGCACGACAAAUGGGUCUGAUGUUCCUAAAAGAAAAGUAAAAAUGAUUGUCUAUCACCAACAUUUUUGAAGUGGAGGUGUACUAACAAACAAAUCUGUAUCAAAAAUCAUGUUGAAGUUUUAUACACAAUAUUCACUUAAUAAAGCUAAGGAUGCAUGUCUCAUUAGCACAACUGCCUGCAUGAUUGUUGAUGGAAGAUUUGUUUGCUAAGACAUGAGGUCAAAAUAAGUUUGUUGUCCUCGGGGAUUUGUAAGUGCAUCAUCAGAAGGUGAAAAUGAUCUAUUCAUACCUAUGUGGAAUUCAAGUUGAGACGACCUUUUAUCAGAGUGUUUGUGUGUGCGCUUACAUGUCUGUUUCAUGUGAUGUGUGUAUAGAAAGGGUUUUUUUUUUUUUUAAAAAAAAAGGUAAAUGUCACCUUGAAUAAUUGGAGAAAGUGCUCUAAAUUGAACAACCAUCCCAAAAUGUAUUUAUUUUUAGAUGCAUUUUUUCAGUCUUAACCACCCAUUAGAAGUGAAUGUGCAUCAUAAAUAUUGCUAUCAAAAUAUACCCAGACUUUUUUUAGAUUAUAAUAAAUGGCCUGCAUGCAGAGGGGUGGUGAAGCAUGUGCAUAAUCGUUCUAAUUAAAAAAAAAACAACCUCAUCACAGAUCAUGGAGAUGUAUUAUAUGAUGAUGUUGAGGUGAAAUAUAGCAGCCAGCAUGUUUACCCCAUGUGCAGUGUUAAGAGUAGAAAAUGGAUUGGUCUUAUCAACAGGGUUUUUGUAGAGUGAAACAUAUCUUGUGUGCUGGUAUAUGGUACAGUUUCUGGCCAGACGCAAGAGAGAGUAACUGCAUUUUAUUCUUUACCUCCAGGGACUGACCUGUUUAGUGCCAGUAAUAAGAGAUAUUACCAGUUUUUGGUGUUUAUUGACUUUUGUAAGAGGAUAGGAAAUGACCUUUUGUAAAGAGGGAGCAGCCUGGGAAGAGGAGUUGAUAAGGAGACAUGAGUAAUCUGUCUUUUGGUGUGUGUGUUUGUUUUUGUUUGUUGGGGGAGGGGUAAGGGGUGGGAAUGGCUGUUGAGUCUGUGAUCAUGGACAGCAGAAUACUUGCAAGUGAUUGGAUGAUUUCGGCAAUAGUUGCUUCAGCUUAGACUUGUCACCACUUGCUUGCCCCCUCCCCCCACUUUAUUUUUUAGCCUUUGUAUAUCAUGUAGAGCACGAAAUAGGAAUGCAGAAUGGAUUGGUUCCUAAUUCGUAUAGACUUUUAGAAAAGAAAGUAGAAAGAAUAACGAUUGCUUCAUUCUUAUCUGCAUGAAAGCAAAACUCUUACCGUUGAUCGUUGCGAACGUAGAGGAAAGUGGUUCGUGCGACCUAAAGAAGGCAUGCAAGGUACCUCGACGUGCAGGUGACUGUCUUGCAUCGCCUGCUCCCGUGUGCGCGUUAGUUCAGGUGAGAAGCGCGUCCCUCCAUGGGUGAGCUGGUUUGCAGGCGUGUGACGACGACGGAAAAGUGGUGUCUGGCGCCCCAUGACCUCCAGAAACCAGGGUGCUUUGGUGGACUUUCACUCUCCGUGGAUUUCUGUUCUUAUACCCCCCCCCCAUUUUUUUUUCUGGUUGGCGAGAGAGGAGGCGGUGGUGGGGAGAUCGCAGCAAGGUCUGGUUGUCUCUACAGGCUGGCAUGCUCCUGACAACUCCUCGAACAACUUGUUUCGCCAGAAGAGCGAGGAGACUUGUUCAGAAACAUGGAACUGUUCCUGUGUGUCGAAUGCGACCGGUCUGCCCCCCACUGACCACCACCCUUGCACACCAGUGGCUAUUCUUUUUUUCCACCUCCUCCCCUUGACGUCUUGGAUAAUGGGCUUCAUAGUGUGGAUCAUUUGCUUUUCAUUGUGCUCUCGGAAAAGGCUCGAGCAGCAUUUAGCUAAGCUGGCCGGCCGCUCCGUGUGAGCUGGGAUCCAUAACUGUCCACUCUCUGCGCUCUGUCGUCUUACGGAUCAUAGUUGAUGGCUCCAUCCUUGCUGACGCUUGACAAACACGAGUCUGAUAUAGUUUCACGCCGAGUAGCUUUGUUUUGGGAGGGGGACUUUUUUAUUAUCUCCCAACAGAGACUAUAAUAUUCAGCAAACGAAGUCAAAGGGAAGACAGUUGUCUUGCAGUGGGUUCAACACCUUGGAGCUUGUUCCUUCUCGGCAGUUGACUCGGGGGUUUCCUUGCCGGAGGAUGUACCCUCACUGGUUUUAUAGGUUGCAGGGCUUUUGUCUUGCGGUUUCUCGGUCUGAAAUUGGGGGAGGAAAAAAGCAAAGGGACCAAAUUUAGGCCAAAAGAGAAAACCUGCAACUAAUGUUGACUACGCUGUCGGAACAUGCUUUGUUUGAAGAUAUAUCUUGCUACCACCACCACCCACCGUCUUCACCUUCUCCCCCUCAGGCAUUUUUUUAAUAAUUUUUCCGUCUCGUUGACAUUGUUGGGGGUAGGGGUCGGAGGAAGGUAUGUAUUAUUAGUUCAGAUAUAGGAGGUCGCUGUUCUUAAUUUCAGGGACAGAUUAACUCACUGUUAGAUCGCACCGAAACUAAGCAUGUUCAAAGGCCCAUUUCUGUUUCUUUGCCUCUGAUUUAUCACUGUGAUUAUAUAUAAUUCGUGCCGGUUCCUUUGAAGAAUCUUCUUGUGGUUUUGUGGAUCCGGGUUUGCCAGUUUUAUGGUUAAUGCGAGUUGCCGAUACCGCAUUGAAGAGAGAUGUCCCUACAUUGUCAGUUGAUAGGAACUAACGCGAACAAAUGAAAAAAAGUAAUUUUUUGUUAUAAAAGCCAUUGUGCGUCGCGUUGGGUGGGUUUUUGUUGUUUUUUUUUGUUUUUUUUCGAAAGAGGAGCACGGUUGUUCUCGAGGUGGUGUUUGUAAGGCGGACCAGACAUGCUUCUGUUACUUGCUGCCUGACGUGCCUCAGUCAGUUUGUCUGACGCGCUGCUGAACUUCCAUGUCUGACGCACUUACCACUCUCCCCAGCUCUCCAGCCCUGGUCGUGAGACUAACAGUUUUAAGGAGAAAACGGAGAUUCACGCAUUACUAUGACUAAAGCCCUUCUAUUGUGACUGUCGCCUUUCUGUCUUCUGCUCAAACCUACAACCGCUUUUUUUCUGAGACAAUGAAAUUGCUGUUGGCUUCUUCCGCCGUCUUAUUCCACGAUCAAAGAGGUGCACUGAUGCUCGAGUAUCUAUCUACCUGUGAAGUGUGCGUCAUAGGUGAGGUCUGGUGGUCAGAAGGGUCAUGUGACCCACGUAUGCGUCUUACAGCUUGCGUCCACGCGUUGUUUAGUUUCACCGGACCUUGGAUAGUGUUUCGGUUUGCGCUUUAAUUUUGCUGUUUGUAGUUUAGCCGUGGCUGGCUCUAGGAACGGUAGCCAGCAGUCUUGGAGUAAUGUUGCACUUGUUGGCAAAACGAGUGUCUAGGGUUUUGUUGGCGCCGCAAAGCUGACAUGGUUAACCAGUGUUUGUUUGGUGUAAUCACGUGUACUAGAGUUUUAGUUUCGCUUACUCCGGAAUCCGUUGCAUGGAGAGAAUGAUGGCCUGUUGACUCAAGUCUUUCUGCCUGCUGUAGGCCGAGGCGUCUGGCUCCAGAUGUGUGUAGCUUCAGGCAGUUGGCAGCUGCUACCGAACGUUGAAAGUUGUGCUUCUUUCUUGACAAAUCGUUCAGCCAUAUGUGAAAUGAUUGCGACAUUACUCAGAAAACGCGGUUUGUAAACAUGUCAAAAUGGUUUGUCAGAUUGCCUUUCCGAUCCCCAACUCCAAGCUGUGAUUGUCACUAGCGGAUGUCAACAACUCCAUGCAAAACACCGAGAGUGGGUUUAAUGCUGAUCGAGAGAAACGUGUCCAAAUUACCCAAAUUAUUGCCCAUCGUUACAGCAGCCUUGACCUCGCUGCAUUUUUUUUUCUUUUUAUGACUUCCGACCUCCAACUGACGGAUGGUGUGAUCGGUGUGUUUUUACGCGUCAUUUUCUUUUAAUUGUUGUUGUUUACAUUUACGACAUUUUAGGAGCGGAAUACCAGUUAGAAUGCGUGCUCGUGAGCUUCUGUGUAUGUGUAAGUGCAUGUAUGCAUACAUUCUGUCCCUCCAUAGAGCCAGUCUGCGAACAUCACUCCAGUAGAAAGCAAGUCUGUUACUUUGGUAGAAGUGAGCGCUUUCAAUGGCAGACUGUAGUUUGAGGAUGAAAUGGCUAUUUUCUGGAAGUGCACACUCAAAACUAGACUUCUACACCCUUUCCUUCCCCUUCUCUUUUCUUACCCGUUUAAAUUUUUGUACAAAAAAAAUGUUUUAAACAUUUGAUUGUUUUUUAAAAAUUAUUUAUUCAUGCUACUGCGGUUUCUUUUUCGUUGGUCAUGAUGUGAACACUUAUACUACCAUGAAAAUAAAAUGAGAUGGAAACGAAA
This is a messenger RNA of Pomacea canaliculata, 17195 nucleotides long. RefSeq names its product liprin-alpha-1-like. Bases 280 to 4038 code for a protein of 1252 amino acids. Gene Ontology annotation, molecular function: protein binding. NCBI's taxonomy places the organism in Eukaryota, Metazoa, Mollusca, Gastropoda, Architaenioglossa, Ampullariidae. The record is from RefSeq and is a predicted model, not a curated record. The transcript is spliced from 26 exons. Gene Ontology annotation, biological process: synapse organization. Gene Ontology annotation, cellular component: presynaptic active zone.